AUGCCUAAGAAGCUCGUCAAGUCUGCAACCUUCUCCUCCAUAUCCUCCGGCUCGACCUCGACCUCGACCCCGACCCCCAUAUCCCUACCUGUGCCUCGCAUCCUUACCGAUGGCGGCCCCCUCCCCAAGCUCGUCGUUUUCGACCUCGACUAUACCCUGUGGCCCUUCUGGGUCGACACCCACGUUAAUGGCAGCAUAAAGACGGUCCCCGGCAGCAACAAUACCGCCUGCGCCGACAGGAUAGGCGAGGAGUUUGCCUUCUACAGGGACGUGCCGGGGGUUCUGUACGCCCUGCCGCAGCUGGGCAUGCGGGUCGGCGUGGCCAGCCGGACCAGCGCGGCCGACCUGGCAAGGGACAUGCUCAAGUUGCUGCACAUCCAUCCACCGGCGCCGGAGGACGGCAAGAAGGCCGGCAAGACGAGAAAGGCCCUCGACAUGUUCGACGCGGGGCUGCAGAUCUACCCUGGGUCUAAGCUCACGCACAUGCAGAAGCUGCAGAAGGAGACGGGCCUGCCGUACGAGGAGUUUCUUUUCUUUGACGACGAGAGCAGGAACAGGGAAACCGAGAGCCUCGGCGUCACCAUGUGUCUGGUGAGAGACGGGGUGACCUGGGGCGAACUAGAGCGUGGAGUGAGGGAGUGGAGGAAGAGGAGGGGGUUC
This is a messenger RNA of Cryphonectria parasitica EP155, 660 nucleotides long. Its product is annotated as magnesium-dependent phosphatase-1. NCBI's taxonomy places the organism in Eukaryota, Fungi, Ascomycota, Sordariomycetes, Diaporthales, Cryphonectriaceae. The record is from RefSeq and is a predicted model, not a curated record. Gene Ontology annotation, molecular function: acid phosphatase activity. The transcript has a single exon. The annotation marks the transcript as partial.